ACAUCAUUUCAUAUUUCCCCUUUUUCUUACUAUAAACACACAAAAUGAAGUUUGGAAACUAUUUGGAAGAGCGUAAAUCGCACUUGCCAGAAGAAUAUGCUAUCAACUGUAUCGAUUAUAAUGACUUGAAAACCAUUUUAAAGGAACAAGUCUAUUCAAAUUCAAUUAAACUCGAAAAUACGCAGGUAGAACAACAGCCCUUUGCCCAACUCGUGUCAGAGCGCCUCGGCCAACUGCAAAAAUGCGUGGUCGCAUUUAUUGAAAAGUUAGACCAACAAGUUGAGAAAUCCACCAAAUUUUUCGAAAAAGAAUCACAAAAGCUAGUACAAGAAGGCCCAAAAAUCAUAAACGAUAACUCUGCUGAAGCAACCACCACAUUAUUAAAAAGAAUUAUCACACUUGAAAGAUUUGUGUUUCUCAACUAUACUGGCAUUACAAAGAUUCUCAAGAAGAACGAUCGUCAUUCAGGUCUCUCGUUAUCCCAACCUUACCUGGAGCGUGUUGCUCAAUUACCCCUUGUCAAGGCAGAAGACUUAACAGCAUUAAAGAAAAGAGUAAUGAACAAGCUAAAUGAGCAGCAUUUGGACGGCAAUGCUGCUGUAGCAAACUUGUCUUCAACAUCGCCAAUUAUGGUAAGAAGUCGCUCUCAUCAUUUAAACCCAUCCACUGUAUUACCACCUACCUUUAUUGUUCCAAAUCAAAAAGUGCUCGUUUCCUUAUCCGGCCCUCAUGGUACAGAUAUUGUUGGUGCAGUACUUGACUGUCUUGCUAGACAUCCUUGUAAUGUGGAUGAUUUUAUGUUGUCCCGUCUCUAUCACAACGUCACAUUUGGUGUCCUCAUCACUUUACAUUCUGAUAAUGUCGCCAUUUUCCGUGAUUUAGCUGAAGCUGCCCAAAAAUGGGACGCUUCGUUGACUUAUGAUAUUCCUGAUUCUCAAGCGACUGAACCUUUGAUUCGCGAACAAAAAGAAAAUCUGAAAAAAGACAAGAAGAAAGAAAACCGCGUUUCUGCACCUAUUUAUAUCCCAUCAUCUCUUGAAGAAGCCCCUUAUUCAGAACGUAUUAAAUAUGCUGCCACUAUCUUAAAUCAAGACGGAUUAGACUCUACUUUCUUGAGUGAAUGGACUCGUUUACUAUUGAAGCAUCGUAUCUCUGUUGAGAAAAUGAUUAGAUUGAACAAGGAUAACGAUAAACUUUCUUGUGCUGAUCUCCGUUUGAGUGUGCCAAGAGGUAUGGAUAUGAGUUUGCUUCGUACUGAGCUCAUUGGUUUGUCCGCAAGUUAUGGUACUGAUGUGGCCUUGCAACGUGACGAUGUCUUCAGAAAGAAUAAGAGACUUGUUGUAUUCGACAUGGACUCUACCUUGAUUUAUCAAGAAGUCAUUGAUGAAAUUGCCCGGUAUGCCGGUGUUGUCGAUCAAGUUUCUGCUAUCACUGAGGCUGCUAUGAAUGGUGAAAUUGAUUUCAAAGAAUCAUUACGUCGUCGCGUAAAUCUUUUAAACGGAACAAGUGUUGGUGUUCUAGAAAACGUCAAACAGAUUCUUACUUUUACUGAGGGUGCUCGUUUCUUGUGUCGUGCAUUGAAGAAGCUUGGAUUCAAAUUGGCUGUUAUUAGCGGUGGAUUUAUGCCCUUAGCACUUUAUGUCAAAGCUGAAUUGGGAUUAGAUUAUGCUUUUGCCAAUCAGCUUGAAGUUUCCUCUGAUGGAUUAACCCUCACCGGUGAAACCAUUGGCCCUAUCGUAGAUGGCGUCCGUAAGGCGGAAUUACUUGAAGUCAUUGCACAAGCUGAGGGGUUAACUUUAAAACAAGUGAUUGCUGUCGGGGAUGGUGCUAAUGAUCUGUGGAUGCUUAACAAAGCUGGACUUGGUAUCGCAUUUAACGCCAAGCCUCGUGUUCAAGAACAAGCGGGUGCAAGAAUCAACCAAAAGAGUUUGAAAUAUGUACUGACAUUGCUUGGUUAUUCUGAACAGGAUAUGGAGGAAUUGGGAGGAAAUAAUUAAAGUAGAUUUUAUUUGAAAAUAAUAAAAAAAAAAUCAUUUAUGGGUUUCCUGGUAAAUAGCAACUGAGAAACUCGCCAACGGGAUCGGGAUCCCCGUCAGUCUGUACUUUUUUCGCGCAUUCUGUCGGAGCCCUCCCAGUGUCUACUGUCAGUGGUUCGUCAUGUCUAGCU
Molecule: messenger RNA, 2167 nt
Organism: Mucor mucedo
Lineage: Eukaryota; Fungi; Mucoromycota; Mucoromycetes; Mucorales; Mucoraceae
Product: HAD-like domain-containing protein
Exons: 3
Coding region: 45-1997 (650 amino acids)
Biological process (GO): L-serine biosynthetic process; dephosphorylation
Cellular component (GO): cytoplasm
Molecular function (GO): magnesium ion binding; L-phosphoserine phosphatase activity
Source: RefSeq, a predicted model, not a curated record